This is a messenger RNA of Cheilinus undulatus (humphead wrasse), 7243 nucleotides long. RefSeq names its product membrane-associated guanylate kinase, WW and PDZ domain-containing protein 2-like. Gene Ontology annotation, molecular function: type II activin receptor binding; beta-1 adrenergic receptor binding; SMAD binding. The record is from RefSeq and is a predicted model, not a curated record. The transcript is spliced from 22 exons. NCBI's taxonomy places the organism in Eukaryota, Metazoa, Chordata, Actinopteri, Labriformes, Labridae. Gene Ontology annotation, biological process: signal transduction; receptor clustering. Bases 243 to 4880 code for a protein of 1545 amino acids. Gene Ontology annotation, cellular component: dendrite; cytoplasm.
AUCUGUCUCUUGCGUCUGUGAGUCUGACAGAGUAAUAAUUAUUUCAUCCGCCGCCGCCGCCGUGCUGUACUGCAGCUCUCUGCCCGACUGCGCGGCUCGCCGAGCGGACACUACGCGUGGCGUGCACCGCCGAUGUUGGAGCCACGGGCGCUGUGAAGCCGCAGCCGGUCGCACAAAGGCAGGGAUGAGACGGUAGGAGGCUUUUCUAUGGGCCAGCCCGCGGUGAUUAACUCGCCCUAACGAUGUCUAAGAGCCUCAAGAAGAAAAACCACUGGACCAACAAAGUCCACGAAGCGGUGAUAACCCGCGGGAAGGACGGGGAGCUGGGGUUCGAGCUGAAGGGGGGCGCGGAGAUCGGCCAGUUCCCCUACUUCGGCGAGGUAAAGCAAGGGAAGGGACUGAUCCAGAGCGGCAAACUGGCCCAGGAUGAGCUGCUGCUGGAGGUCAACAACAUGCCGGUGGCCGGGCUCACCAUCCGGGACGUGCUGGCCGUGAUUAAACACUGCAAAGACCCGGUCCGCCUCAAAUGUGUCAAACAAGGGGGGGUCGUUGACAAGGAUUUGCGACACUACCUCAACCUGCGUUUCUCCAAGGGCUCAGUGGACCACGACCACCAGCAGAUCAUCAGAGACAACCUCUACCUCCGCACUGUUCCCUGUACCACCAGGCAGCCUAAGGAGGGGGAGGUGCCGGGGGUGGACUACAACUUUGUGAGUGUGGAGCGUUUUAUGGAAUUGGAGCAAAGUGGAGCCCUGCUAGAGAGUGGAACCUAUGAAGACAACUUCUACGGCACACCAAAACCUCCAGCGGAGCCGUCCCCGGCAGCACCUCCUCUGAAUGUAAGUGAGGCCCUGCUGCCUGGAGCCCGGCCCAGCGCCCAGGGCAAGAGGAAGAGAAAUCAGUCAGUCAGCAACAUGGAGCAGCGUGCCAGCCUGGAGCCUCCAGAGGAGGAGGAAGAAGAGAGCCCUGUUGUCAACGGCAACGGAGUGGCCAUCACACCAGAGUCCAGUGAACAUGAGGACAAGAGCACAGAUGCCUCUGGGGAGGUUACUGUUGAUGCCUCCAUUCAACCCCCACCCUCCACUGAGCCCCCAACAGAAGGAGAAGAGGCCCCAAAAUCCCCCUCUGAAUCCCCUGUCAAAGUCCCAGACGCAAAUGAAGAGGAGCUGGGUCCUCUCCCUGAUAACUGGGAGAUGGCCUACACAGAGAAAGGGGAGGUCUACUUCAUAGACCACAACACCAAAACUACAUCAUGGCUGGAUCCUCGGCUCGCAAAAAAAGCAAAACCGCCGGAAGAAUGCAGCGAAGAUGAGCUGCCCUAUGGCUGGGAGAAGAUAGAUGACCCCGUCUACGGCAGCUACUAUGUAGAUCACAUCAAUCGAAGAACUCAGUUUGAAAACCCGGUCCUUGAAGCCAAGAGACGCCUGGAGCAGCAGAGGCAGAUGCAGAGCCAGGGACUCUCUGCUCUACCACUGCCUACAAUAUACAGAGAAAAACCGUUGUUUACGAGGGACCCAACCCAGUUGAAGGGCACCUUCCUGUCAACAGCCCUGCAGAAGAGCAACAUGGGAUUUGGCUUCACGAUCAUAGGGGGGGAUGAGCCGGAUGAGUUCCUGCAAGUAAAGAGUGUAAUACCAGAAGGACCAGCAGCUCAGGAUGGAAAGAUGGACACAGGUGAUGUCAUCGUCUACAUAAAUGACAUCUGCGUGCUCGGGACCACACAUGCAGACGUCGUCAAGCUUUUCCAGUCUGUGCCCAUCGGACAAAGUGUCACCCUCGUGCUCUGUCGAGGCUAUCCUCUGCCAUUUGACCCUGAAGACCCAAGUGCCACAGCAAGCAGCUCCAUGACGCCCAUUGGCCUGGAGCACCGCCCCUUGGUGGUAAAUGGCCGCAGCAGUUACGACCCCUACCUGGAGUAUUUGUCGCUAAGCUCCCAGCUGCCCGCUCAGGCUCUUGCCCAAGCCUCACACCCCGGAGACACACAUCUAGACGGCUCUUCUCUACCACCAACCACACCUGGUUCUGCAUCAGCACUCACACCUCACGAGGACAACGUGUCUAUGGCCUCCUCGGGGAAUGCAGGGGUUGCCGGGGCAACAGCACAAGCUGCAGAGCUUCUGACAGUUACUAUGGUGAAAGGAUCGGAGGGCUUUGGGUUCACCAUUGCAGAUAGUCCUACUGGUCAGCGAGUAAAACAGGUGCUAGAACCUGGCUCGCAGGGCAUGUCUGGGCUGAUAGAAGGAGACCUGAUCCUGGAGGUGAAUCAGCAGCCUGUCGCUGCAGCCGGACAUGGGAGAGUGGUAGAGAUGCUCAAAGAGUGUCCUGUGGGAGCCGAGGCCACACUUCUUAUACAGAGAGCAGGAGCAGGUCACAUUUCUCCAUGGAAGGCCUCCAAACAGUUGCCUGACCAGUGGGACCCACAUGGCAGCCCCCAAGCAAACCUGUCAGGCCCAGUUUUGCCACCAGGCACACCCUUCCCGAACCAACCACAGCACCGCACGUCUGUACCAGACUCCACUGAAGGCUUUGAUCUCAAUAAACCAGACCCAUAUGACCUGUAUGAGAAGUCAAGGGCGAUCUACGAGAGCCGACGUCCUGAGUACGAAGAGGUGGAGGUGCAUCUGCUUAGGGAGAAGACCGGGUUUGGCUUCCGCAUCCUGGGGGGAGACGAGGCCGUACAGGCUGUGAGUCCGGACGCCCGUGACAAGAUUGUUAUUGGCGCCAUAAUAGAGAAUACUCCUGCUGAACGCGAUGGGCGGCUACGACCCGGGGACGAGCUUAUUUCUGUGGAUAAAAAUGUGGUUGCUGGGAAACCACAUAAAUACGUAAUAGACUUGAUGCACGCAGCUGCUCGCAACGGUCAAGUCAGCUUGACUGUGAGACGGAGAGUGCAAAUGCCUGGUGAGCUGUGUCCUGUAAACGGUCGCAGUCCUGGCUCUGUAUCAACACAACACAGUUCUCCACGUAGCGACGCAGCCUCUGCUUCAGGACCCACGGCACUCGCCAUCCCCUCUGCCACCUCUCCUCCAGAGGGCUCCGCCCUCCAAACCAGUGAUGUGGUUAUUCAUCGCAAGGAGAACGAAGGCUUUGGUUUCGUCAUCAUCAGCUCCCUAAACAGACCGGAAAACGCCACCGUCAUCACUGUGCCUCAUAAAAUAGGACGAAUCAUUGAGGGCAGCCCUGCAGACCGCUGUGGGAAGCUGAAGGUGGGCGACAGGAUCCUGGCUGUGAACGGACAGUCCAUCAUCAGCAUGCCGCACGCAGACAUCGUCAAACUCAUUAAAGAUGCUGGGCUGACAGUCACACUGCACAUCAUACCAGAGGAGGGUUCUCAAUCUGGUCCCAGCUCGGAGAAGCAAAGCCCCAUGACUCAAAAACACAGCCCCCAGACCCAGCCCAGCCCUGUAGCCCAACCUGGCCAAGGAGUCACCCAGCCUGGCCAGACAGUUGCUCAGACAGGUCAAGCAUCCAUCCAGCCUGGCCAAAUACCAGCUCAGACAUGCCAGACUCCAGCUGGCCCUCCUGCACCAGCAGCCUCCCAGUCUGCACCUACUGGAACCCAACAGAGCCCAGUCACCCAGCCCACCGGACCCCUUCCUCAGCUCUACCUCCAUGAUGGCAGGUCUGAGGUGAAAGCCAGACAGGACGUCAAACCUGACUUCCGCCAUCCUCCAUUCACUGAUUACAGGCAACCUCCAGUGGACUAUCGCCACCCACCGGUCACUGACUACAGACAGCCCCCGACGCUGGACUACAGGCACCCACCUGGGCUGCUGGACUUCAGGCAGCACCCUGCAGCUGCACAGUUUCCACUAGGGAUCCCUGCUGACUUCAGACCACAGGUACAGCUUCACCAAGAACUGUCACCUCAACUCCACGUGUUCAGCAUUGAAUCAGCAAACUCGCCUGACUAUGAUUACUUCACGGUGGAGCUGGAGAAAAGUGCAAAGGGUUUUGGCUUCAGUAUUCGCGGUGGCAGAGAGUACAAGAUGGACCUGUUUGUGUUGCGGCUUGCUGAAGACGGUCCUGCCAUCCGUAAUGGAAGAAUGAGGGUAGGGGAUCAGAUCAUAGAGAUUAACGGAGACAGCACCCGGGACAUGACUCAUGCCCGGGCCAUUGAACUCAUCAAGGCAGGAGGCCGGCGGGUCAGGCUGCUGCUGAAGCGAGGCACAGGACAGGUGCCAGAAUAUGACUGUACCAGCUCCCGGGAUACCCUUUCUACAGCCCACCCUGCCCUGCAGGAAGUGACCCCAGAACCCCACCCAAAUCCAUCACUCUCAUCCCAUCCAGCCUCAGCCCCAGACUCCCCUCAUCAGCUCCCUCUAGAGGCCACAGUGUGCAUGGCAGACAAAGCUUCCCAGCUGGCAGACCACAGCUCCAUCAGAGGGGCUACAGGUGGCAGGUCCACCCAGCAGAAAUGCAUCAUCAGGGGGCAGGGAGCCCCUCAGGGGUCUGGAGAGGUAGACUUUGGACCAGGAGACAGGCAGGCUCGGGCUCUGCCCCCCAAAGGUAUCCUGGGGAGGUCUGUUGAAAGGAGAGAGAGGCAGAGGGACACUUGCUCCCCCUGCUGUGAAAGAAAGGGCCUACACACUCAGGCCAUGACCACAGUCUGGCCCUGGGACCAGUACGUUAGUGUCAAUGGAGCCGCUCUGGGUGGUGGAGAUGGACAUGUCGGCCUCCAGGAGAGGCUGGUGUCCAGAGGUCUUUUCCCCAGAGAAGAGGAGAGAUCCAUUGGCCACAGUGGGAUCUGCUGCCCCUCUAAAACCAUUGAAGAUCCUCAUGCAAGGAGUGCAGCAGUCUCCCCUGGACCCUGGAACAUCCCUGGGUCUGACAAACUGCCUGGCACCCUGAGGUCCUGGACCUCCACAGUGAGCAGGUAGAGUGAGCAGGUAGAGUGGAUCCUGCUGGUCUGGACUGGACCAAACUGUCAGGCUCCUAAAAUCUCCUCCACCCUUUCAUUCCUCACAGUCUCGUCCCCUGCCAACUUCAAAGAUCAUAUUUUAUGUUUCAUUUGUGCUGACAACAACUACACCCACCACCUUAAAAACAGAGGAACUUUCACAGCUAUUGUAACAUAAACUCAGUAUGUCAGCAUGUUGGACCCUCAUGUGGCGGUGUUGUACUCACAGAUGGAGCAGCGUCGUCUGUGUCUGAGUGAAGCUGUGCUUUCGUUGUGUACCUUUAACUGCUCGACCGUGUCUGGCUCACAUUGGUUAGUGCAGCUUAACCUCACAUGGAACAAAGUUCCUCGCAAGAGAGGGACAUAUGUUCAUCCAAGAGAUUUACUUUUGCUCCAUUUUCUCUGUGCAGUAGGAAGAGUGGGACUACAAAUCUGUCCAAGGGAGGCAGAGACACUGAAACUGCUGGAGGACAUGGCACCAACCCAAGUGACAGCCUGGUAAAUCAGACAUAUGUUAGCGCUCACAUGCCUACCAAUAUAUAAUAUACUGUAAAUGUAAAGAUGUGACAAAUAUGUACAUUUGGUUAUCUAAAAAACAGACCUAUUGGUGUUUUUGGGACUGUGUUGUAGUUAGAAACAUUGUAAAGAAAAGAUAAAAAAAAAACAGGACGGAAUUUUAGGAUGAUAUUUCCAUGGCCUCGUCAACAACUACAUAUCAGAGACUGUGCAAGUCACCAAACCAGACCACUACAGGAGGCAGUGGUCAUGUGCAUGGAUAUAAACCACCAUGUCGUUAAACAGGGACCCACGCCUUUCAGAGGUAGAACGUAGAGAGGACUUCCUCUGUGGAGCUGACAGCGUGGUACUUCUGAAACAAAAGAAAAUCUUGUUUUUUUCCAUCAAAUUGAACUUUGAGUGACUGAAAACAGUCAGCUUAGUAAGAACUCAUCAUACUUCUCUGAGUUAUAAACACCACCUGAUCACAACCAUGCAGACAUCGUGCAGAAUUAUAAGAUGUGUUGUAUUCAUUUAAUGCUCAACUAAAGACUUUUGUCUGGUCUAUAUUUCCCAUUUCUAUGCCUUUUACUGUGCUACGUGUACCACAUCACUGUGGGAGAGGGGCAUCGGUGUGACGGAGAGGAGGCCGAUGGUUAUGAGGUGGGGCGGAGUGCCUUACUCAAACUAAUGCAGAGCUGUUUGAUUUGAUUUGGGAACUGAAUGCAACAUAGAUGUUAGUGACCAUGCACACAUAUCAGCAAACUGUUCUCCUCUGACUUCACACCAAGCAGUAUUUACAGUUAUCUCGAUGCACUCUUAGCUUAUCAGUGUUGGGGAUCGCCCUCGUCCCCUCUUGUUGAAGGGGAUCAGAUGUAACUUGUAGCAUCACAUCAUCUCCUUGGAGAGUGAACCCUUGUUUCAGACGAGUCUCAUUUCUGCUUUAUUUGUCUGUUGUGUAAAGAAAACAUGUAAAGUUUGAGGUGUUGCAGACAGUACCAAUGCUUGCUCAAUCUGGACCCCAGAUUUGAGAAGUUCUGUGAAACAUAAAUGCAGUAAAACGUGUGUUUAAUCACAAAGUUUUGAUAAUCGGCAGAUCCUAGGCGUGCUGCUAUUAUACAAGGAACCCAAACAUUAAGUAUUCCCUUCCCUCCUGUGUUCCCCCAUGUUGACAUCAUCCAUUUCCCUCAAUAAGAUGAUCUUUCAAUAAAUGUGAAUCACCAGUGCUUUAGAGCACUACAGUUUUUAAGAUAAUCAGAACACAGUGUCAGUAAAUGCAGCACAAGCUGAAGCGAUAAAGGCCUGCUGGGAAAUCGGUACUGAACUUGGACAUUAGUCAGAACUCUAAGACAAUUCUUUAAAGUUUCUCAGUAAAACACAGUCUGUGUGUUUCUCAUGACAAAUCAUGUAAGCGAGGAGCAUGAGAACAUGUCAGUAGACUGUAGAAACGUAUAAACUGUUUGUACAAAUGUCAAAGGUCAGAAAAGGUGAGUUUGUCAUCCAGCCCUCUGUCUCCAUCCAGGCCGUCCCCCUGCCUGCUGUGAGUGAUUUUGUAUACGAAAACAAAAAAACUGCUUUAUUGAACCUGUGAAGGAUGGCACGUUCAUGAAUCCCCAUUGAGAUCAAGUAUAACUGUGUAGUGUUAAUUGUGUACUAUUCACCUUGUACAGCUGUAUUCCUACAAAUAUGGUUUACUGUAUCAUUGAUACUGUAGUUUCAAAGACGUGAACAACUAUUUUUAUGAAAUGCGACAGUACUGAUAUAUAACAUUUUGCUAAAAAACAAAAAACUUGUUUACUGAAAGAUAUUCUGAAAUACUGUCAAAUAAACUCUUGACAUGGUGUAAAA